UCUAACCUAACAGUUAACUAUUUAGGUACUACUUAUGAUUAAAAAGUGACUAUGAGUGUUAAAAAUUAUUACCAAUGUUGUUCUGUGCCUAAUUGCGGAAAUACUACGAAUACUGCGCCCACCAAACUUUAUAUACAUGUCCCAGCAAACCCAACUAUACGACAAAAAUGGUUGGAGCUUGCAAAGAUUGAUCAGAGUUAUGUGUCGCCGAAAUCGAACUUAUUCUUUUGUGAAGACCAUUUCGAUCUCCCCAAUGACAUGGAGAAUUACAUGGAAUAUCAUUUAAUGGGUUCCGUGAAGAGAAUUAUCAUGAAAACUAUGUGUCUUCCAUCCAGAUUUGAAUGUCAAGACUAUUCUAUAAGAAAAACAACUCAAACUGACGAGGAUUCACUCAAAAGAAGAAAAAGUCUGGUAGAAGAAUUACUAAGAAGUGAAUCAAAUUUGGCAAGCAAGAUGACGGAACUAGAGAAAUUCAAGCGGCGGUUGAUUCGUAUGGUAGCUCGGCUCCAUGUCCAGGAGAAGAAACCGGAAGACGAGCUGUGGGCCUACUUGCGCAAGCAGACCAAAUGCGACUGCAAUUUGCUGUGGAAGCGCAUGCGCGCAUUAACACUGAAGAAACUGAAGCGACUUCUAAUAGCGGAAGACCGCCAAGAUAAUAUAGCAGCUAUAGCAAGGAUGACGCUCACCGAUUGGUUGUUGUUUGAUUGCAUAUUGGUGCACGAGGAUAUAGACGUUAUAGGCACGGAGCUGAUGGUGGAGAAUCGUACUUCGGAGCCGCGGCCGAUGUUCGAGCUGUUCUCACUGGUGCAGCGGUUCGGGCUGGAGGGGAGCAGCGGCGAGAACCUGGCCAGGGCCUGGACCGCAGCCACCAUGGCGUACAACAGCACAGGUAGACAAUGUUCGCCGAUGCUGCUUCAGCGUCGCUGGUACCAGCUGAAGGAGAUCACGCGGAAGAAGUUCUACAAUUUCUGGUUCUCAUACCGCGGGAACGCCAGGUUACUGCCGAACGCACUGAAGGACAAACCUACCAGGCUUCAAGCGGCUGUCGCUAAACGGUACCCACACAUCAUCACUACUCAAUUCCGGCAGUGGGAGGACCUUAUAGAUGAUAAACUUGUCAUCAUGCCGCCAGAAUUUGAAAUACAAAUGAAGUUGCAUACUGGCCAGUUCCCUGCCCCAAUUAGUGAUAAUGAUAUAGAUCUAGUACUACUGGAACCUGAAAUAGAAACUAUAGAUUUAGGAGUAGAUUCAGACUCUGAGAAUGAUGUCGGGGAAGAAGAUGAAGGUGACAAAAUUAAAGAAUUAACAGAUAAUGAAGAUGUCGCAACUGUUGAUAGCGCUGAUGCUUUAAAAGGCAUAUCUUUAAAACAAGAACCGAUAGAUGUAGAUAUAGAUCCAGUGGAUAGCAUCGAUCUAGAUUCAGAUCACAUGAAAAAAAUAAAUGAAGAUAUAGACCACUUGGAAGGCAUUGAAGCCCUCGAAAAUAUAAACAUUCCUAUUGAAGAAAAUAAUGUUGAUGAUUUUAAUGUUGAAAGUUCAGAUGCGAAUUCGGUUGAAGAAAAUAUUACUCAGGAUAAUACUUUACAUAAUUCAGGUGAACUAGAAGACGAAAAUAAACGAGAUAAUUCCGAUGUUUUUGAAGACGUAACAAAACAAAGUGAAGUAAUAGAAAAAAAAUUUGAUUCUAACGAAAGGGAAAUUCCAAAUACAGACGUUGUAUCUUUAACGACAAAAGAAAAUGAAAUUCUAUCACACUCUGGUAUGCCUUAUAAAACUUUAGGUCACUGUAUAGAAUCUAUUGAAGAUGUCGAUAGGUUGAAUACCGAAAGUUCGACUUUCCAUAUUGAAAAUACCACAACAGUUGCAGAAAUAACACCAAAAACAGAACAAAUUGACAUUCCGGAAGUUAAUUUGAUCAAUGAUUCCUUAGAAAAUAAUGAAGAUGAAAUAGCCAUGCCGCAGAUAGCCAAUAUCUAUGGAAAUGUAAAUAUCUCCGAUGAAGCAUUACACGAAUUGAGUAAACGUGAAAUAGAGCAAUCGAUUCCUGGCGAAGAGAAUAUCGAUGAAGAUUUUGAAGAUGAUAUAAUAAAAACAGAAACAGUUGGCGACUCCGAUAAUGCAGAAAACGUUGAUAUAAAUCAAAUUGACGGAAUCCAAGCGGAAUGUAAGAUUGAUGAGAUAAAAUCAACCGAAAUAAAGUUCAACGAUGAUUCAUUACACGAUGUUAUCCCCGAUGUAAUAUUUGAAGACGAUGGCAUAGAGUUCAUAGAUGAUGGUAUUGUAGAAGAACAGGAUGGAGUACAAUUAAAGGAUUCUGAUAUUAAUCUCGUUAAACAGGACGCUUCAAGCGAAGAAAAAAAUAAUAUAAGAGAAUCACAGUCGAUUGACCUAAAGCUUCUUAUGGUUCCAGUUGUAUACACUAAGAAAUUAGACCAUAUGCACGUCUUUAGAGAUAAACUAUUAUCCCAUGUGAACGACAAGGACACUAUAGAAUUAGUUUUAGCUGAAAGCAAACCAGUAAAUAGAGCGUCAAUAAAAAUAAAAGAAGAGAAACCAAUUGUUGAAAAUGUACCAGAUGAUGAGGAAAACACACACGAUGAUUUAUUUGAUCGUGAAGAAAGUGCUGAUAAUGUUGACAGUGAAAGUGAAAACGAUAAGUCAGACGGUAUACCUGAAGAUAAAAAAGUUGACAUGUCAAGUCCUCUUUUCCAGAAACCUAUAAAUCGCGACUAUGGCCCUCUAGUCAUUUGCAAGAAUCCAGACUUCAACACAAGGUUGAAAAGGCUCACAGUUGGCUUUUUAAGUUACAGUCGAAAUAGGGUUCUAUUAAGAGAAUGUAAACCAUUAACUAUUGACCUUUGUAAAGAGUUUGAAAGUAAACUUGUUGAUAAUACUCUUUAUUUAAAACAAAGUAAUUCUUGCGGAAUCGUAGUCAAACAGGAAACACCGGACACUAACAGUGAGCAUCGACAGACACCACCAAUAGUUUCUCAAGAAAAAGUAGUACAAACGACAGUUGUUACAACAACAAAAUCUGUGCAAAGUAUUAUAAAAAAUUUGCAUACCGACAUUGAUGAUAUUUUGCCUUCAACAGAAAGAGUGUCGACUUUAGACAUUUCUACUCAAUCAAAAGACAAAGAUAUCGUGACUGAACGGAAUAAAGUGAUAAAUUUGCCUAAUAUUGACAAUGUACGACGUAUUAAUCAACAGUUAUUGGUAGCAGAAGUUUCGCCGAUGCGAAUAGAAAACUCCAAGACAAAUCCUGAACCUCCCGUGUCACUUGUAGCAAAGCCGUCUUUCAGUAAGACAGGUCAUGUAAGCAAACCUUCAAAAAAAGAUAUCGGUGGAACUGUAAUAUGUAGUGGGCAAGUUAUUGAUGGUGUUAACAUCGUAAGCGAAUCUGGUGAAAUAAUGAGUAAUUAUAGAAAGUCCAAACUAAAAAUUGGAUGGAGGCCCGUAGAUUUUAGAACAAAUGUAGGAUUUUGGAAUAAUUCAACUUCUGCCAAUAAGUCUCAACUUAAACAAUGCCAUUCCUCUGAUCAGCUGUUAACUGUUGACACCCUUAACAAAAUGUUAAAUAUUAUAACAUUAAAAGAUCCUUUAAAUGAAAUAAUUCUAUGUGAAAGAGCAAAAGAUAAUAAAUCGACAAAAAGCAAACAAGCGGUAACAAAUCAGAAAAAAUCAUUAGGUGUGCAUGACAGAGAACAUAUAAUUGCAAAUGGUUUAGUGAAGCGUAAAACGCGAAUACGUCGGAAACGCAGCAAAUUAAAGGAUUCUGAUCCAUCUCUAAUAAAAGUUUGCGAAUCUAUAGAAUGUGUGGUAGAACAAUCUUCUAAAGUUGUAGAAAAUGAGACUUCGGAAUUUAUAAAUGAACAUAACAAAAACGAUAUCGCCAUGAGAAAUAUCAUUGAUAGAAAUACUUCAGAGAGCAAUAUUGCACGAAAUAAUAUAAUUAAUGUGGAUGCUCCUGAAGUUAAUGAAGACCAUGAAAUUAUUGUUACUGAUGAAAAAAAUACGGAGUCAGUAAAUACUGUUGAAAAUGAAACAAUGGAAAAUAAUAUUGCAGAUGACAAUGUUCAAAAUGAAAUAGAAGUUGAAAGUGGAAUUAUUUCCACAGAAAAUGAAAACACCAAAAGUGGCAAUAAAGUUGAUGAAAUAGUAAUUGAUAGAAAAAAAGAUGAAAUAAACUUAGAUGAUUGUGUGGUUAUAGAUUCAGAUGAGCCUGAAACACCACGCACAGUACUUCCUGUAAAGGUAAGUCUUGUAUCAGCUGCUCAGCCAGGAGAGGUUAAAAGAGGAAGAGGAAGACCACCAAAGAAUAAGUUUUUACAAUUUGUACCCACCCUGAAGCCUAUAACAAAACCUAAGGCUCGAAAGUCUACGCCAACCCGCGUUCACCAAGCACAAAGUGACCGCGUAACACGAAGUCGGUUUAAUGAAAACGAGGACUCAGUUAAACCAGUCGAUACUGAUGAGGAUAAAGUUUUAUUUUUAAACAGCACACAUAUCAAUAAAAGACAAUCUAAUAAUCCUAUAUUUAUUGGUAAGAACAAAAUUUUGCUGACAGAUGCGCCUCUCCCAAGUUUAAAAAAAAAACAAGUUGAUGAUAUUCCAUCCCCCGCUGUGCUUAACACGGGCCUAUCUUUACCUCAGGGUGUUAAUCUGAUGUUAUUACCCAAUGGCGUUUUGACUUGUACUGUUGAACCGAGCAUUCAGUUGAGUCCGGAAGAAAUAACACAUUUGGGUGCUGUUAUUGAGAUGAUUCAAUCGCAAAUAAACUCUGCCCUGUCAAAUAUACCUGCGCAAAUUGUGCCACCUAUGCCAUCGGGACCCACCGUGCAACCAACUUUACAAUUGCUACCAGGAGCGGUUCCUACAGUUGUUCAAAAUAAUAGUGCAAUUGUUAACUUGGUAGACGAAGAAAGCAAAGUUGAGAUACCUACAGCUGACAACAAACGUGAUUCAACUCUAUCUACAGACACUAUUAGUACUGUUGAGACUAUAGCUUCUACUGCUGUAAAUAAUGACGCACCGGGGGAAGCUGAGGUUCCUGAUAAACCUACCUUGGUAAGUGCUGCUGUGAUAACUGACAGUGUCCAUUCAAAUUUAGAUGUAGUCGAAGCUGAUACUAUUAUAGAUAAGACGAAUGCUAAAUCUACUGGUAUGUUAGAAACAGAUAAAAAUACAUCCGUUGAUAAAAAUAUUACAAAUACUGAUAUUAGCAUGCAAGUAGAAUCACUGGAAUGCAAAACUAGUACGGAUCCGGAAUCUGAAAAUGGAACGAGUGAGCAACCUGAAGUUACCAAAAAUAAGAAAACCAUUCUAUCUGAUCUCAUGGAGAUGUCUGGAAUAUUCGACGAAGAUAUUGCGCCUGUCGCUGAAACACCACCACAAGUAGACAAUGUAGUGCCCGAAACUAAUCCUGAUAUUGUAAUAGCGCCGUUAAUUAACACUACUCCAAGCCAGACUGUACCUCGGAACGUUACUAAUGCUUUACCUGAACUAACGCCUGUAACCUCAUUCCAAGACCUUAAAUGUGCUUUUAUGAACAACGGAAAAUUUUUCAAAUUGGACUUAGUAACUAGAAUUUUAACUCCUAUAAACGUCUGUAUUAAGAAAAAGAUGACGUGUGAAGCGCCUAAGCAAUAUGUGGACCUGACACAAGACGCCGACGAUGAUACAAACACGACGAAUGAGGAUCAUUUACCAGUUUAUAUCGUUCGUAAAGUUGACAACAAAGAUAAAGAUACUUUAAUGCAAUCCGAUGAUUACCUCUCCUCUUCGGCGUUACCUAUAAAUAACAGUUCAUCACAAGAACCGUUUAAACAAUCAGAAAAAGUAAAACCGCUUAAAUUAUUUAAAGUUAUACAUCCGUUAGGUGGCAUCAGUAUAUUGAAAAAGAAACGUAUAGAUGGAGAAUCUAAUGAGAGCGAAAAUCCAGUUCUUGAAGUAAAUUCUAAAGCAACAAAACGCGGUAGAAAGCAGAAAUUUGGCGACCUUACUUAUGAAAUGCAAUACUUAAACUUCGUUGAGUCUGACGGGGUAGAGAAUUAUGAGAUCGACGGAUCGUAUGAAGAACGUGGGUCUGACGGUGACGGUGAUUCUUCGGACGACGAACCUCUGGCGAAGAAAGUAAGGCGAAAAGCCGAGAGGCAAAUAGAAAGUAUUACAGCAAAUGAAGCCACGGAAACUCCUUCAACGAGUGAAGUUAAUGAACAAAAUAGUAGUGAAUCUGAACCAGUUGUAGUUACACCAACAGAUCCACAAGUCAUAAGUGAAGCACCAUCCGACGCCGAUCAUAAUAGAAAUGUUGAGUUACCAUUGCUAGAACAAAUGGAUGUUGUCGAUGACAGCAUUACUGCCCCAUCAGAACUUGAGUUCAUAUCUGGGUCCGGUUCAGAAGCGGAUGAAGAUUGCAUACUAGGUGUUUGAAAAUAAUUAUUUUAUAAUAUGUUUUUGUUUCCAUAAGUGCGUGGAUGGAUUAAUAAAACAAGAAACAGUAUCAUAAGUAUCUUAUUUCUAGAUGUCAGUGAAAGUCUAAAUCAUAAGUUUUUUCCAUUAAAUGGGUAAAAAAAUUAAUAUUUUUAAUUGUAAAUAAUACCGAUCUGCUUUGAUGAUGAAACGCUCUAGUAGAACUUUUUUUAGGAUGGCGUAAAAUCAUUUAUGUAUAAGUCGAUUAUAUAAUAAUCAACAAAAAAUUAUAUUGCCAAUUAUGAGAAGGCUAUAUGAUAUUUUUUUUAUUCUGAGGGACAUUUUGUGUAUGUAUUUUUUGUUUGUGAUAUUAAUAAGACCAUUUUUAGUUUAUUAGGUACUUAGUUAUAUAAGUAGGUACAGCUGUGAAUUUUGUUUUUAACAUUUAAUUUUAAGAACUGAAAUUUUAUAAUUCUCAAAUAAGGUUUAAAAUUAUUUCAUAUUAGCCAUUUUAAUUUAUUGUACAUAAUUAUAGAGGCUGCAGAUGCAAGUAAUGCCUUAUUUUUAAUGUAGAAAGAAAUUUAAUUGUAAUAUAAUUUUUAAACCAGUUAGGUAAAAACAAAGUAAAUCAGUAUAAAUUUAAAUGGCUUGGACUGACUGACUGAUUUAAAUGCUUACCUUAGGCUCUAAGCUUGUAUUGUGAAUCUGAUGUUAAUAUAAAAAAAAAACAGUUCCAAAUUAGCAAACAUUUCAUCUAUAAUACCUAUAUAUUACUACAGCUAAUUGUGAGCUACAUCACAUCGCUCACCAUUCAUUCCUAUUUCAAAUUGCCUGUCAUAUCUGUAUAAUGUACCUAUGAAUAUCGAAAUUCUUCGUUCAAUAUAUUUGGUCAAAUAGUUUGCACAGGUUGCGCGUUUAGAGCAGCUUAACAUAGAUGACUGAAUGUAGAUUACAAAUGAAGUUUCCAGGAUAAUAGAGAAACAAAAGAAGUAUCCGUAGCAAGUAGAAAUGUUUUUCUGCCUACUUUUCCAAAAAAGGGGCGUGAUGAAUGAAUACAGGUAUUACCAUAAGUUUAUAAAAAAAUAUGGAAAGGAUAAACAAAAUAUUUAUAUUGUUUUUUUAGGUAGUAAAUAAAAACCUUGUGGCCACAUUGAAAACUAUUUGAACAGAUAAACUACAUAACUGUUUAGAUAUUUUUUUUAAUUUAGUCGAAACGUAAUUUUGUUUCUAUUCUGCGCUUAUUUGUAACGUUAAUUAACACAAAAAUUACAAAUAAUAUUUUAAUUAUGGGACUUGGGGCCUGUCAUCUUAAAUGGAAAUUACGUUUGUUGAGUAUCGAUUUUAAUUACCUACGUCUGUGUCACAUUUUAAAUAUUGGUAAAGUUAUUGUGUAAUGAUUGUAAAUAAUGUAAUAAAAAAAGCGAGAUAGUGAAGUA
Messenger RNA from Amyelois transitella, 7847 nucleotides. RefSeq lists its product as uncharacterized. The coding region runs from base 52 to 6432 and encodes 2126 amino acids. The record is from RefSeq and is a predicted model, not a curated record. Lineage: Eukaryota; Metazoa; Arthropoda; Insecta; Lepidoptera; Pyralidae. The transcript has 10 exons.